UCGCCUCUCUUUCUCUCGCUCCGCUUCCACCUCCUAGAGGCCGGGGAGGGCUGGCUGUUCCGCGCGAGGAAGGCGAAGCGUCAGCCCCGCUGCGGGAUUCUUGCUCGGGCGGAUCGGUUGCAGGAGGCGAAGCCGAAGCCACGAGCCACGCCAGAAGAUCUCGGCAUGACGGCGUCCAUGAGAGAGAGGUUCGACAAGUUCCUGCGCGAGAAGAACUGCCUGACCGACGUGCUGGCUAAAAUCGAGAGCAAGACCGGCGUCAGCAGGUCCUACGUCGCCAUCGCCAUUAUUGCUGUGCUGGCUAUUUACCUGGUUAUUGGCUAUGGAGCAUCAUUGCUGUGCAACCUGAUUGGGUUUGCUUAUCCUGCAUAUAUCUCCAUCAAAGCCAUUGAAAGCCCUAACAAAGAUGAUGAUACACAGUGGUUGACCUACUGGGUCGUGUAUGGAAUCUUCAGCAUAGCAGAAUUUUUCGCUGACAUCUUUCUGUCCUGGUUCCCAUUCUACUAUAUGAUGAAGUGUGGCUUUCUGGUGUGGUGUAUGGCCCGAAGUCCCUCAAAUGGAGCAGAGUUCCUUUACCACAGAAUUAUCCGCCCUGUUUUCUUGAAGCAUGAGGCUAAGUUGGAUAAUGUAAUGAAGGAGUUAAAAGAAAAAGCUGGAGAGACAACAGACACCAUUACUAAGGAAGUUAAAAAAGCAACAAUAAAUUUACUGGGCGAUGAGAAGAAGACCACCUAAAGAAAUUAAUUGGAAGAAAUUUCUCCUUAUCACUACCUUUAUACAGUGUGAUGUUUCUGGGGACUGUGAUACAGUAAUUUGAAUAAUGUUGCCUUGUAAACCUUUUUGAUUUUAUUAAAAGAAUGUAUUGUAAGAUUGCUUGCUGUUUUUGCAGUUUUCUGUAUUGAAAGUAAGCAUUUUUAUUUAACGUCAAUGCAGUAGAUGGCAUCUAAAGCUUAUACAGUUUCUAAGCAGAAAGAAGAUUUUCAGUAAUGUCUUAUUUGCCUUUCAUGUAAUUUUCAAAAGAAAAUAUGCCCCAGGCUCUGAAUAUUACACCGUUUGUGCAUGCAGUAGCUGUAUGUGCAAAUUUCAUUUCAUAUUUGACUAGUUCUUGCUAUAGCAUAGUUAAAUAUCAAAGUGUAAUGAUAGUGAUUUGGUGUGCGUAGUUUUGUAUAUAUACAAGGGAUGAUAAUUAGCCAUGUGUUGCUUCUGUAUCUCUCUUCACACAGACCUUCUCCAAUUACUUAUAAUGUUGGAAGAAUAAACUGAGAUGACAGUGCUGGAAACUGAUUUUGAAGUA
Molecule: messenger RNA, 1294 nt
Organism: Protobothrops mucrosquamatus (brown spotted pit viper)
Lineage: Eukaryota; Metazoa; Chordata; Lepidosauria; Squamata; Viperidae
Gene: REEP5
Product: receptor accessory protein 5
Exons: 5
Coding region: 166-735 (189 amino acids)
Source: RefSeq, a predicted model, not a curated record